UAACUUUCAAUCAGUGAUAAGCUGUUAAGAGGCCGAUGAUGAUUAGGACGACGGCCCUGGUGUGUGUGCUGCUGGUCCUCGCCUCCUCCUGCUCGAGGGCCAGCAAUGCUCGGGUGUCGGAGCUGGCCACGGAUUUCGGGAUGAGGGUUUUCCAGGAGAUCCUGCAGGCGAACGGGGACCGGAAUGUUCUCUUCUCCCCCUAUGGAAUGUCCUCGCUGAUGGGAAUGGUCCAGCUGGGAGCCUCGGGCCACACCCUGGAGCAGCUCCAGGAUGUCAUGGGCUACAAGCUGCAAGAGCAAGGCAUCCCCACUGCCAUCAGGCAGCUACAGAAGGACAUCACGGCCAAAUCUAACCAGGACAUCGUGCACUCGGCCAACGCCAUGUUCAUCCAGAGAAACAUGACGCUGACCAGAGGCUUUGUCAAGAGCUGCCGCCGGGCUUUCCACAGCCGCCCAAAGCAAGUCUUCUUCCAGAAUCCCAAGCUGGCCACUCACAUCAUCAACAAGUGGGUCCAAGCCCAGACUAGAGAUAUGAUCGUGGAUUUCCUGAAGCCGGGAAUGCUGAACUCUGGGCUAACACGGAUGGUGCUGGGAAACGCUCUGUACUUUAAGGGGGUUUGGAAGCUGCCAUUCCCCGAGGAGGGAACCCACGUGCGGGCGUUUCACCGGGAAGACGGCAGUGACGUCGCUGUGACUAUGAUGAUGCAAACAGCACAGCUCAAUGUCGGGGAGUUUGUCAGCCCGGGGGGGGUAUAUUAUGAUGUGGUGGAGCUGCCCUAUGGGGACGAGAGACUCAGUAUGCUGCUGGCCGCACCAUGCCGUCGCCGGGAGCCACUCUCCACCAUCACAAACAUCCUCACCUCCCACCUCAUCACCACCUGGACUCAAAGCAUGAAGCGUGUCACACGCCAACUAGUCCUCCCCAGGUUUUCCCUGGAGAGCGAGACUGAUCUCAAGGCUUCACUGCGGGAAAUGGGAGUGACUGACAUGUUUGACAUUGGGAAAGCCAACUUUGCUGAGAUCAGCAAAACUGAAGGACUUUUUGUGUCAAAAGCACUACAGAAAGUGAGGGUGGAGGUGAACGAAAGUGGAACCAAGGCUUCAUCUGCUACCGCUGCUAUCCUAUACGCACGGAUGGCUCCUUUGGAAGUGGUGCUGGACAGACCGUUCCUCUUCUUCAUCAGACACAACCCCACAGGCGCUGUGUUGUUCUCUGGCCAAGUCAUGGAGCCCUAGACGCAGGCUGUCUCCACAGGGAACGUUCAGCAGUGGCUGGACACUGGGGGGGACGUGGACCAGAACUGAGCGGGAAAAUCAUCUGUCAAGAAAGGCCUGCAGGCAUCGAUUUCAGCAGAUUGGACGCUCUCUGUUCUCUGCCUUCCCUAUGUCCCUUGUCUGCUCUGGAUCUCAGUCCACGAUCCUUCUCUGCCUCUCAGGCUCGGCUAACUGGUUUCCCUGCAGCUGUCUACCUCUCGCUCACUCACACAAGCACACACUGUAUAUUAAGUGAACUUUAUACAGAGAUGGUUCCCAGUUCAUCACACUCCCUCCACUCACACACAUUUAUACACACAAACACACACACACACACGGCUUUGUGGCUAGUCUGUUUUCAGAGUACAAAAUGCACAGUCACUACACUGUCUCCUGUGAAGUGCUUCGAGACGUCUCGACCACGUGACGAGGCACUGCCUCAAAUGCAAAGAUCACAAGGAUUAAUUAUUAAAAAGUUCCUGUCUCAAAAACUGGAAGCUUCACACACUCGACAGUUCCACCAUGUUACAACCCGACAGGUCAACAAAGCCACCAUCUCGGGGCGAGUCAGCAGGUUGUGGGUUCGAGUCAGUCUAGGCUGAGGUCUGAGCGCAGGGCUGGGGAGAAAGAGAGAGAGCGGGACAUUGUCAGAGAUGUUAUACCUCACCCUCUCCCUCUGCGCCUUGUUUGGGAGGAUGUUAAAGAUCUCCUGUGGUGGUUGGGGAAAAACGGGAGUUUCUCUCUCGCUCUCUCCCGGCUGACAAUCUCCCAGAUAAAAUCACUCGCUCACUUCACAGCUGGUGGUGGGACGUCGCUGUGAAUCCUGUGAAAGGCUUAGAGACAUCUUCCUGAUGCGAAAGGUGCUGUGUAAAAUGCCAGGAUUAUUAUUACUAGCCAAUCCGUCCUUCCUCCAUCUAUAUUGUGGGCUGAACUGUCUCUUAACUUACAUUUCUACCUUGGUCGUGCACUGAUAUAGCCUAAGAAAGCUUCUCUCUUACAAAACGUUGCGGUUAAUAUAUUUUUGAAUGCAUUUAAUUUAUUUUUAGAAAGCUAUAUCGAUGUGUGACUGAAUGACUGAAAAUGCAAUGAAAUUCCAAAUGGGUGUGUAACAUUGGUGAUAAUAAACGGUCCCAGGAAUCUU
Messenger RNA from Callorhinchus milii (elephant shark), 2394 nucleotides. RefSeq names its product serpin peptidase inhibitor, clade E (nexin, plasminogen activator inhibitor type 1), member 1 (gene serpine1). The record is from RefSeq and is marked provisional. Gene Ontology annotation, biological process: negative regulation of vascular wound healing; negative regulation of plasminogen activation; negative regulation of endopeptidase activity. NCBI's taxonomy places the organism in Eukaryota, Metazoa, Chordata, Chondrichthyes, Chimaeriformes, Callorhinchidae. Gene Ontology annotation, molecular function: serine-type endopeptidase inhibitor activity.